Messenger RNA from Mirounga angustirostris (Northern elephant seal), 5559 nucleotides. RefSeq names its product TAL bHLH transcription factor 1, erythroid differentiation factor (gene TAL1). Gene Ontology annotation, biological process: regulation of transcription by RNA polymerase II. The transcript is spliced from 6 exons. Gene Ontology annotation, molecular function: protein dimerization activity; DNA-binding transcription factor activity, RNA polymerase II-specific; RNA polymerase II cis-regulatory region sequence-specific DNA binding. The record is from RefSeq and is a predicted model, not a curated record. NCBI's taxonomy places the organism in Eukaryota, Metazoa, Chordata, Mammalia, Carnivora, Phocidae. The coding region runs from base 1780 to 2763 and encodes 327 amino acids.
UUUCAUUUCUUCUUGGUGGUUGUGUGCAUGCGGUGGGAUUGUGAGUGCGUGUGUGAGCCGUCGGCGAUGCUUCUUCCGAGUGUGGUCUUCCAGGCGAAGGGUUGUGUGUCCGAGUGUGAUGGUGUCCGCGCUCUUUGGGUUGUUGAUUUGGCUUCUUCGAGCCCUUCUGCGUUUUCAUCGUUGUAUACGAUUAUGUUCGUUUUUCCUUCUCGACAUGGGUCUGGCUCUGUGUGUUGGGUUGUGUGGCCUUUGCGAUUGUAUUUGGGUGGUUUCGUUGUUGUGUCGGGCGUGUGUGAUCCUGACUACGUUGGAUGUGUGUCCAUGAGCGAUUGCGUUGGACUGAUUUCGUUGAAUCGUGUUGGACAGUGUGCGGGCCUGACCGUGUCGGCUUGUGGGGCAGUGUUGGGUUGUAUUUACUUUGCUUCCCCUCUAUGGGGUGGACCGUGCGUGGUCCUGUCCAUACUGGGUUGUGUGCCUGUGUGCUUGUGUCCUUUAGAAGUGCAUUUGCAAAUCGCUGGGGGGUGGAGGGGAGGGCGAGCAGGAGGAGAUGGAGCCGCAAGUUGAGGAGGCGGCAAGGGGGCGGGGAGAGGGAUUUCACAUUUUAUUCCAAAUUAUGAUGUAUUCGGAAGCCAGUGUUGGCUUGGAUGGGCAGACGGAGCCCGAUCGGCGGCUGCUCUGUCCAGAGGCCAGUCUGUGCCUCGGUGUUUGAGGGGUUUGUUAGUGAGGGGGAGGUUCUUCCAGGCUCGAAGCUGAGCAGCGCUCGCCAAGGCCCGCGCCUUCAAGCCGGUAGCCGCCGGCUCGGGUUUCCGCCGCACCCAGGCUUCAUCCAUUUCUGACUGCCCAGGACCACACCGUGGCCUAACUGCUGGUCUCUCAGCGAGAGAGGGGGAAAGCAAAGACCCCCGUCUGCAACUUGGACCUUGGCUCCCGCCCCUCUCCGGCAGAGUGGAGAUCCUAUUCAGAGGGGCCGGUUUCUCUAAAUAUGCCCCAGCAGGAGGCUGUUUUCAUAGGAGAAAUUUUCCCUGCCGGGAAUUGGCAGCUGCGGGAGACCCUGUUGCCUGCCCGCUCAGGAGCUCCUGGGAUCCCUGUCGUGCUCAGACACAAACGGAAACGUUGCGGCCAUCUGGCAACAGGAGAUGAGGAUCCGGUGUUGGGGGCUUCGAGCUGGUUCUGGGCGGCACAAAGACAGAGGAGUUGUAAUGGUCAAAUAGUCUAGCGUGAGUCUGUUCAAAAGCUUCUCCCCACUCUUUCAUCUUCCCCAAAUAAAAACAAAUGAACAAACAAAAAAUCACUCGGGCUUUCCUUCCAGUAAUCUUAACCGAAGCCAAGUGAUGGGGUGUAGUCCCCUACAACCAAAGGUGCUUAUGAGUCCUCUGUUGGCUUUUUCUGGAGCAUGGACCCCCUCGCCUGGGUGAUCCUGGUUGCUGAACAGCCUGCCGGGUUUUCCUAAGGUCCGGGGAUGGGCGGGGAGAGGUCGGCCACAGACCCUGGGGACCAAUCAUAGGUUUCUUACAGGGAGCCUUGGAGAUAUAGAUAUUUAUAGGCGACUGGGGAGGGCAUUUGGGGCCAGGGUCAACUCAUCUGGAAUAUGUGAUCCUCUUGCCCCUCCGGGAUCCGCGCCUACACGAAGCCUUGGAAUUAAUCAGAGGGUAUAAAUGUGUCAUAAGGAGAGCUUGAAUUCAGUCUGGUGAUUGCAGUGUGCACCGUUUGUUACUCGGUUAGAAGCUGGGGCUGAAGCACGUGUCACUGGGCACACAACGGUGUGUGGGGACAGUAAGGAUGACGGAGCGGCCGCCGAGCGAGGCGGCCCGCAGUGACCCCCCGCUAGAGGGACGGGACGCGGCCGAGGCCCGCAUGGCCCCCCCGCACCUGGUCCUGCUGAACGGCGUCGCCAAGGAGACGAGCCGCGCGGCCCCCGCGGAGCCCCCGGUCAUCGAGCUGGGCGCGCGCUGCGGCCCGGGGGGCGGCCCCGCAGGUGGGGGCGGCGCCGCGCGGGACUUAAAGGGCCGCGACGCGGCGGCGGCCGAAGCGCGCCAUCGGGUGCCCACCACCGAGCUGUGCAGACCUCCGGGGCCCGCGCCCGCCUCGGCCCCCGCGGAGCUGCCCGGCGACGGCCGCAUGGUGCAGCUGAGCCCGCCCGCGCUGGCGGCCCCCGCCGCCCCCGGCCGCGCGCUGCUCUACAGCCUCGGCCAGCCGCUGGCCUCGCUCGGCAGUGGGUUCUUUGGGGAGCCAGAUGCCUUCCCUAUGUUUGCCACCAACAACCGAGUGAAGAGGAGACCGUCCCCUUAUGAGAUGGAGAUUACUGAUGGUCCCCACACCAAAGUAGUGCGACGCAUCUUCACCAACAGCCGAGAACGAUGGCGGCAGCAGAAUGUGAAUGGGGCUUUUGCUGAGCUCCGCAAGCUGAUCCCCACACAUCCCCCGGACAAGAAGCUCAGCAAGAACGAGAUCCUCCGCUUGGCCAUGAAGUACAUCAACUUCUUGGCCAAGCUGCUCAAUGACCAGGAGGAGGAGGGUACCCAGCGGGCCAAGCCUGGCAAGGACCCUGUGGUGGGGGCUGGUGGAGGAGGCGGUGGGGGAGGGGGAAGUGCGCCUCCCGACGACCUCCUGCAGGACGUGCUCUCCCCCAACUCCAGCUGUGGCAGCUCGCUGGAUGGGGCCGCCAGUCCGGACAGCUACACAGAAGAGCCGGCCCCCAAGCACACCGCCCGCAGCCUCCAUCCCGCCAUACUGCCAGCUGCUGAUGGAGCAGGUCCUCGGUGAUGGGGCUGGGGCCGCUCAGGACCAGCCAGGAGGGCACUCUCAGGCCGCUGGGACCAUGGGCUUCAGGGCAGGUGGGGUGAGGAUCGGGCAGCUCUGAAGCAGGGUGAUGGACUCGACGAGCUUUCCUUGAUGUCUGAACUUUGCGGAGCCCUAACUGCCCCAGGGGCGGCUUUCCUGUUUCCUGCCUCAGUGGGAGAACAGAAAAAUGGAGCAAAGUGGUAGGUACUUUUUAUGAAGACGGCACGGUCUUCCCCCUCCCCCCCUCCAAUCCCUAAGACUUCUCCAGUAAGAAGCUCGACUGGCACUGCUUUUGGCCUGGAGCUUGGGGGCCCCGUCUUUGCUGAGACCUGGGGUUGUCAGCUCUCCCCGUGGGCAUCCAGCAGCCUCUGCCUUGCCUUUAGCCCCUCCCAAGCUGGCUGGUGUGGCUUGUGUGGCCACUCUGUCCAAAUACGUAGGUAGCCAGUAGCCGCCCAUUUCCGGGUGAGCCUCAUCUUCACCCUGGCCCAUGUCAGUCCGCCCAGCUUGCUAGCUGCUGCAGAAAGUCCCAGGCCUCGAGGUGCCUUCUACAGGGCCUGGUUGAAGAAGAUGGCCAGUGGGCAGCCUGCUCUCGACUAGCUGGGCCAGAGGGUCAGAAAACCCAUUAGCCCUUACUGCUUGCCCUGGGGAGCAAAGCUCUGCUUUCUCCCCACUGAGACUUGCCUUCCUAAUUCUUGUGGGAACUGAAUCUGUGGCUGGCAGCCUGCCCGGUCAGGCCUCAUGUGAAGGCAGAGAGAGGGAAAAUGAGGAGAGUGAAAUUGAGCCAGCGCUCUUUGGGGCUGUGGGUUCAAAUCCUGACGGUGUCCAGAGCCACUUGCCUGUAUUCUCUGCUCCCCGUCACUGUUCACGAGGUGAGCCGAUGGCCAUGUGCCUCUGCUGAGCGUGGAUGUGCAGCCCCAUCUGUGUGUCCUCCCCGAUGCUCAGAGGGACCUUCCUUCUCCAAGGUGUCUGUUUGCUGACGGUCUGGUCGGAAGCCAGCUGAGCACAAACCCUGUCCUACGAAUUCCUGGCAUUUGGGAUUUUUGUUUGACUUCAGUCAUUGGUGGGAUCUUUAGGUCUUGAUAUGACCCAGGCUCCAGCCGCACUUCGAGGGCAGGGGAAAACCAAUCGGAGACCAGGCACUGGCUGAGACCCAGACAAAUGCACAUUCACUUAACAGAAUCUUCAACACCCCUCGAUUAUACAGCUUUCAGUCAUCUAGGGUGUGUAUGGAAGGCUGGCUUACUGCAAUAAGAGCGCUCCCCUCCAAUCGUUGUACAUGAAAUUUUUGUAAAUCAAACCCUUAUCCUUCAUCUUUUAAAGAAAUACUACCGCAAGUCCUUUUGUAAAGUGAAGAAUUUUUUUGUAGAGUGGACCACUGUCCCUUGUUGAUCUCUCGUGUCAGUCCACAUGGUGGGACAUGGUUUUCCUCAGGCCAGGCCUGCCUGUGACAUGCGUUCCAAGCCCAUGGAACAAACUCCACACGAGUCCUAUAUACACGUCAUUGUACCCUCAAGUCCCCGCAGCCUCCUCCCACAGGCUCCGCCUUUGAGGUUAGAGGGAAAACCGUCCUGCCCAGUGAAGGGCUUUGAGCACGGCCCUGUGCACAUAGGGCAUGAGCCUGGUUCCCUCCCCUCCUUCCUAAGUUGUGGGUUCCCGUUUGUGAGUAGGGGAGCAACAUGGUAAUCUUUUAGCCCUCAGACUUGUAGAAUGACGUGGAUAAGUUACCUCUCUCAAUGUCAGUUUCUCAUAAAUACCCUGGCUUGGCCUGUCUGCUAGGGCUGUGGUGUAGACGAAGUGGAAUCAUGAAAGUAGAUGCAUUUUGAGACCAGAAAGAACACUUUUGCCCUCAGUAUCAUUCCCGCAAUGGGGUUCCCAUCCUGAGUCCAGGGCCUCGGCAGUAGGCCAGUCUGCCUGACUGCACAGCAUUUGGGAAAUUUAGGUUCCAAACCACUUUCGCCGGAGUUAUCCUGAUUGUCCUCAUUUCUCCAGGUUGACCUCAUUUGUGUCUCCUUCCAGGGGGAGGCACAGGAGUGAGAAUGGAAAAAGAUAUGGGCAGAAUACGUAAGACAUAAUACAGCUUCCCCCAACGGGCCUGGGUAGGGAUGGGCAAGGCUUCAUGUCUUUGUAAGGCCGACAGAAGAUCCAAAAUUUUAAUUUUCAUUUGCAUCCCCUUCACCCCGCCCACCGUACCCUCCUCCUUCCUCUGCCUCAUCACCUAUGAAGAAAUGGCAACGUUUCAAGAAUAAUACCUGUGCAAAGGGAAAAGAUGUAAAGGGGAAAAAAAGCGAGGAGAACAGACAUGAUUGUAAGGACUGGAGGGAUUCGCAUCUUUUUGGGAAAAUUCAUAUGCUUUUAUUGGUGGCGGCAAACGAUCAGAUGGUACAACCUUUCUCCUUUUCCGAAAACAGAACAAAGGGCACAGCAUCUGUAGUCAGCCGACAGCUAUCUUGGCCUUGGGGUGGUCUGGUCGUACUUGGGAUUUCGAUGGUACGUGGCCCCCCACCGAAGGCUUGCCCCUGCCCGUGUACAUAGAGCGCAUUGUUCCUGUGGGCGGGCCCAGCACUUUCCGUCAAUGUUGUACUGUACGUGGUGAGUUGCGUUGGUCUCUGCAUUUUUCUGCAGAAGAGGAGUAACCGCUCCAGGUACCUUGACCUUUGUACAGCCCGGAGGCCAACACUGUGGGCGUGACUCUUUAGCGACACAACCCUUGUGGUGAUGAUGUGUGUAUAUAUAUGAGGAUAUAUUGGGAAAAUUUCUAAAUAAAAGUUUUACAGAGGG